AUGCAGCGACGCAGUGUGCAGCAGCAGCUGCUGCUGCUGCUGGUGCCGCUGCUGCAGCCACUCAUCACCUCUGUUGUGCAUGUCUGUCUUUCUUGA
Molecule: messenger RNA, 96 nt
Organism: Leishmania major strain Friedlin
Lineage: Eukaryota; Euglenozoa; Kinetoplastea; Trypanosomatida; Trypanosomatidae
Exons: 1
Coding region: 1-96 (31 amino acids)
Source: RefSeq, a predicted model, not a curated record